AUGCGACUCUCUGUGGUGGUCUCGGUACUGUGGCUUCUGGUAUGUGCGUUGGGCGCACACGCCGCGGGCGAGGACCCCGUGGAGCUAGAACAGGGUGUCGAGUCGCUGUCAUCAACCAAGCUCAAGGAUGCAGUGAAGCAGGUGCCGCAGAAGCUCAAUCUGGGUGUCGACAACUUUCUCGGCAUGGGCGUCAAGCGCAAAUCGGUCGCGGGCGCGUACGGCACCUCGGCGGCGGUGAUGCUGGGUGCAGCAGCCAUCGGAUACCAGGCCACGAAUCUACGCUCGCAGCGGCGCACGGCCUACAAGAAGAAGCUCAAGUACCUCGCUGCCGCACAAGGUCGUUCCAUCCCGGGUGCGAGUUCACCACCGGUGCUACCGGUAGCACAAGCAGAACCACUAAGUCUACGCCGACGAUACGGCACGCCAUGGUCGCAGACGCAGGGAAGACCGACGCUCGAGUGGAAGCGACGCGCGCUCACCGAUAACACACUCGUCGCCAUCGAGGACUACAACAAGCUCAUCGGCGCCAACGAAGGACUUGCCUCGGGCGGCAUCGCCGUCACCUCUGCCGUCGAGGGAAGACAGCGCAGUUUGGACGCUGGCACCAGGUUUCGAUGCUAG
Moesziomyces antarcticus is the source of this 621-nucleotide messenger RNA. RefSeq lists its product as uncharacterized. NCBI's taxonomy places the organism in Eukaryota, Fungi, Basidiomycota, Ustilaginomycetes, Ustilaginales, Ustilaginaceae. The transcript is spliced from 3 exons. The record is from RefSeq and is a predicted model, not a curated record. The coding region runs from base 1 to 621 and encodes 206 amino acids.